Messenger RNA from Melanotaenia boesemani (Boeseman's rainbowfish), 4116 nucleotides. RefSeq names its product protein O-GlcNAcase. The coding region runs from base 148 to 2574 and encodes 808 amino acids. The record is from RefSeq and is a predicted model, not a curated record. The transcript is spliced from 17 exons. Lineage: Eukaryota; Metazoa; Chordata; Actinopteri; Atheriniformes; Melanotaeniidae. Gene Ontology annotation, molecular function: beta-N-acetylglucosaminidase activity. Gene Ontology annotation, biological process: glycoprotein metabolic process.
CUAGGCAGAGAAAGAGGUGGAAGCAGAUCGAGGAGAGGCAUGAAGAAUAUCCGCGGGAUCUAAGCUAACGGACGGGGAAAGCAUCUCUUCCCGCACUUGUUGGAGGGCGACUGGAGACGGAGGAAGGCAGCGGUGCUGACCGAAGGCAUGAUGGAGGAGAAGCAGUUCCUUUGUGGGGUGGUGGAAGGUUUCUAUGGGAGGCCAUGGUCUAUGGAUCAGAGAAAAGUUCUCUUUCAGUGGAUGCAGCGCUGGGGGCUGAACACCUACCUGUAUGGCCCAAAAGACGACCUGAAACACAGACUGCUUUGGAGAGAGGUCUAUUCUCCUGAAGAGGAGGGUAAGUUACGUACUCUCAUAGUGGAGGCCCAGUCUAGAGGUCUGAAGUUUGUUUACGCGUUAUCUCCUGGUCAGGACAUCGUCUUUUCUUCUUCCUGUGACUUGACUCUAUUAAAACGCAAGCUGAGACAGGUAUCAGACCUGGGUUGCCAGGCAUUUGCCAUUCUGUUCGAUGACAUAGAUCACUCCAUGUGUCAGGCCGACAGCGAGGCUUUCGCUUCAUUCGCUCAUGCUCAGGUCACAGUAACCAAUGAGAUUUAUCGGUUCCUAGGUGAACCACCUGUCUUCCUAUUCUGCCCCACAGAAUACUGCGGUUCUCUAUGCUCUCCUAGUGUAUCCAAGUCUCCCUAUCUACAAACUGUUGGGGAGGACUUGCUGCCUAAUAUAACAGUAAUAUGGACAGGUAGUAAGGUCAUUUCCAGGAAGCUGUCUGUAGACUGCCUCGCUGAGGUGGAGUCUGUCCUCCAGCGACCUCCGCUCAUAUGGGACAACCUGCACGCUAACGACUACGACUCCAGACGUCUCUUCUUAGGGCCUUUUAAGGGUCGAGAGUCCCAGCUGAGGAGCCACUUGAGGGGCUUGCUGCUCAAUCCCAACUGCGAGUUUGAAGCCAAUUACAUCCCUCUACACACCCUGGGAAGCUGGCACAGAGCAGGACAAGAGGACAUGAAAGAUGAGGAGUGUGAGUACUGUCCUGAAAGAGCUCUCUCUGCUGCACUACAUGACUGGUUGGAAGAACUCAACCAACCUCUGCAAGCAGGUCGGCAGAGCGUGAGGACAGACCAGCGUGCUUCUAUCCCAACAUCACGGUGCAAAACUCCAGACAGGUCCGACUGUCCUUCCACCUUCAGGGGAACCUCUACUGUGACCAAACUUCCAGUCUUUCCACUGAAUUCCAGCUCCCCUCCCUCCUCACCUACUAUGGUUAAGAGGGACAAGGAGGGUCAAGAAGAGGAAAAAAAGAGAACAAACCACCAAAGCCAACCCACUCAGCAACUGCCAGGAUCCAGGGCUGGAGCACCCACAGGCGGAGGCCGGGGACAGAGGUUCCAAGGUCGGGGUCACUGUGGUGGGAAGGGCCUCUUAAGUGAAUCCCAGGUGCGGCUGUUGGUUGGUCUUUACUAUCUUCCCCACGAGCACGGGCCUUCAGCUCAGAAACUGCUGCAGGAUCUGACCUGGCUGAAGAUAAACUGCCACUUGGUCAGUGCUAACAGCAAGAAAGCACCGCCUCAGAAGGUUGAAGAGUGGCGUGGCCGGGCCUCUAGGUUCCUGUCUCUGUGUGAAGAUAUAGCACAGCUUCACUGCAGUGUGGUGGGUGGGUCUAACAGGGCUGUCCUCUACGACCUUUACCCUUAUGUUUGGGACCUGAGGAACACUGCUCUGGUUGCAAAGGCCUUCAUAAGCUGGCUGGAUGGGCGAGUGCUGAGUGACAGCUCCACCCUCGGCUCCUGGAGGAACUGCUUUGACUGGUGUGGGAAAACCACAGGAGCCGACGUGCUGGGUGUGGACUCUGAGCCAUGGGUGUUCAAAGGAGGCGUAUCUGGGGAGGUGCAGAUGCUUCUACCAAUAGGCAGCAACAACGAACUUUUUACUCAUCCUCCUCCGCUCUUCCCUACCUCCCGUCUCUACAACAUCAGACCUUACCACAGCAAAGACAAGGUGGAGCUGUACCGAAUGGUCCGCCAGUUCCACCUGAGGACGCAGGGAGGCCAGGAGUCCAGCACAGCUCACCCUGAUGUCAUAGGAGACAGAUGUCUUGGUCCGUGCCUGGCGUUGAGCCCUGAGUAUAGCUUCAUCCUGGAAGACGAGCUUGGUGUUUGUGGCUGUGUGCUUGGCAUCUUAGAUGUUCGAUCCUUUGCCAAGCGGUGCCAGGCCAGCUGGAUACCUGCCAUGAGGGACAAAUACCCACCCAAAGGGAACAACACAUAUCCCAACACACAGAACUUGAUCCAGUUAAUGGAGGAAGACCAGGGUGAGUACCCAGACUCUCUCCUCUAUCACUUCCCCUCUCAGCUGCGAUUGGACGCGCUGCCUGAGCUGGUGGACAUCAGUGUCAGCCGAACCCUGCUCACUGCUCUCCUUACUGCACUCAAGGCCAACGGUUCUCAAGGUGUGUUCUGUGAGGUGCAGCCAACGGACCGUCAGAGGCUGGAGUUCUUGACAAAACUGGGCUUCCUGGAGAUCCUGAGAGGAGAGGCCAGAAGCAGAGAAGGGGUUGUGCUGGGAAGGCUGCUCUGAACAUGAAAACACUUGAAACACUCACAUAAACAUUCACAUAGUUGCACACUAAAGCCCUUUUCAGACAUGAGAUACGCAAGUUAAGAACUUCAUCGAUCCAGUCAUGUGGCAGCGUUCAUUCAAUCAGACGUUGGUCUCUCAUGUUGAUGCUGCUGGUGAGAGGUGGCCCCUACAUCAAGACAAGUUUAACACAAUAGUCUGUUUCGGUUUUCCUAUAACUUGUAAUGUUGAAAUAAAACUAAUAAAAGCAUGUCAUACAUCGCUACUCUACAUGUUUAAGCUCAUCACACAGUUAGUGUUAUAAUUAACAUUGGCAUGCACUCAAAGACCAACUAUAGUUUUAUCAAUUAUUUUGGGGUCAAGCUCUAAGAAACACAAAGCUUUUGCACCAAAUAAGAGUAAGAAUAAACAAGGAUAGGGGAAUUUUGGACAGCAUGGGUAUGUAUGUAUUUAAUGACAUGAUCUGAAUUUUUAUUUACCAGAUUUAAGCUCAACACUACUGUGUGUGUUAGUCUGUUGAUGUCAAAGUCGGAGCCAAUUAAGUUUUUUUCCAAAGUGUUUUACAGAUUUAAUUAAAUGUACACCUAAUGCAAAGCAAUAACAGUGAAAUAUAAAAAAACACAGAUAGGAAUAAAAGAAGAAGAAAGUACAGUAGUAACACACAAUGAUGCAUUCGGGUCUUAUUCUCUACUUGAGCGGCAGUAGUUUGAAUAUACCCAAACUCAAAGAUGUGUUUCUAUGGAGAGGUGUUCCACAGGUUAGUGAAUUCCACUAGACUCUGACUUUGUAAGAUUGAAGGAAAGCACUUGUGGCUCAGUAAAGUGUGACAAGUUGCCAUCAGAUAAAUGGAAACGUCUGAAAUGGGCUACAUACACCACUAACAGCAACAGAGAUUUGCACUCAGAGUUGAUACACAAAGGCACUAAAACACACAGUAAGAUGCUGUAAACACAGUGUGCACAGUGUGGUAUAGAGGCUUCUAAGCUCCUCCAGGAGAGGAAAGUUUUUUUAGGGAUAAUUUUAGAUUCCUUUUAGUCUGUGUGGCAGUAGUAGAGAUGAACCCAGAGAUUUCUGAGGGAUUUACAAAAUAUGAGCCAGGCUUUGAGUUGAAAUCUUUUGAGGAGACGUGUUAAUCUGUGUCAGAAUUCUCUCCUGGUUCAGUAUUACCAGAUUUAUUCAAGUUUCAAGGAAGGAAAGAACAAUGUGGUUUUAUAUGGGAGUAGAGCAUCAGAUUCCAGGAUUUUUUUUAAACCAAGAAAAAUCAGGGUUUUUACUCACAUGGGACAAUUUGUGUGUGAAAGGGGUGAGGUGCACAAUUGUCCAAAUGUUUAUAUUGUAGGUUCAGUUUAACUGCUCUCAUCAACAAUGUACAAACACAAAAAAAGAAGAAAAAAAAAGACAAAAAAAAAAAGAUACUGUAAGUUGCAAAGCAGGUAUUUUAGAAUAAGCAGUUACAAAUCUUCUCUCAACAGCUCACUUAUCUUUAGAUGUAAAUUGCUGAUGUGUCCUUUAGCAAAGCAUUUAACCAUAAUAAGCCUAAGA